Messenger RNA from Neopelma chrysocephalum (saffron-crested tyrant-manakin), 14343 nucleotides. RefSeq names its product PBX/knotted 1 homeobox 1 (gene PKNOX1). The transcript has 12 exons. Gene Ontology annotation, biological process: angiogenesis; regulation of transcription by RNA polymerase II. The record is from RefSeq and is a predicted model, not a curated record. Gene Ontology annotation, molecular function: RNA polymerase II cis-regulatory region sequence-specific DNA binding; DNA-binding transcription factor activity, RNA polymerase II-specific. Lineage: Eukaryota; Metazoa; Chordata; Aves; Passeriformes; Pipridae. Bases 7396 to 8706 code for a protein of 436 amino acids.
UCCAGGGAUGGGGCAUCCACAACUUCUCUUGGCAACCUCUGCCAGUGCCUCACCAUCCUCACAGUAAACAAUUUCAUGCUAAUAUGAGACUCUAGAUCUGGUAUGACACUCUUAAAAAUUUUUUUGUGCCUUGCAAUGAAUUACAUUUUUAAAUUUAUUAUUUUUUUUUUCACAUGCACUUACAAGCAGCCCAGGCAAGACUCAUUUUUGUCCUUACCCCUCUUUGGAAUAUGAUUUUUGCAUUCCAUUAAACACAUCUCAGGAAUAGGGAGCACGGACAAUAUGUCCUGGAUGUUGGAAAACACUUGGGCCAGGAUCCUGUGGAGAAUAGCAGGAGGGUGUACAUAAUUUUCAACGUAUGCUAAAUGUCUCAUUUAAUUGCUUUUUGUUUUUUAAAGCCAACAGUUUCUUUCUUAGUUUUUACAAAAAAAACAUGCACAAAGUUUCUGAUUUUAUUCUUGAGCAUGCUGUGCACAAAGUUUCACCAGUGUAGAUUGUUUGAUGAGGGAAAUUGUAACAACUGAAGCUUAAGAGAUCCACACAUCUUGCUGUUCUCUGUGCUGUGGAUACACUCACACGUUGUUCCCUUUCCUCUGUGGGAUAUAAGCUGUUUAUGUUCUGCCUGUGCUUAUGGGGUUAUAUCCCUUUAGUUACAUGUGUGGUUAAAGUGAGAUGGCUUCUGCAGCUGGAUGGAGUCCUGGUUAGUCCCUGUCAGUGCACCUGUGAAUUUUAUGGAUUACACUGAACAAGGAAACAAAUUGUUGUGAUUGUAUCAGAAAUCCUUCCAUGUACUUCCAGACCGUGUCAUUGCUACAGUAUCAAGCAACAGCAAAUGCAUUUGAAGUGCUUUUUCCAUCAGAUAAAAUUGCAGAGUUACCCUUUUCUGAGGAUAACUCAUAGAAUCAUUACAUUCAAGUUUUCAUAAGUUUCUGAGGACAAAGCCCCCGAAAUAUUUCACAUAUUCAAAAUAAGGAAUUCUGAUGGUGUUCUUCAUGUAUGUUCUAUCUUCAGUUUACUUUACAAACCGUACGGUAUAUUUUUAGUGUUGACUGUUACCCCUUGACAUAUUUUCUUGCCAUCUUAUGAUUAAAGUAUCCCCAGGAAAACUUCAGUGUAGGUUUCACUGUGUCUUAACAUAAUCUCCCGUUAAGUGGUGAGAGGCUGAGCCCAGUGUGCUUCAGUCACAGGGAAGUGUAGGGGCUGUUGGCACUGCACUGAGAUUUUGGAGACUCAUAUCAUUUCUCAUGGGUUUGGGCCAUGCUUUUUUUUUUUUUUCUUAAUCUGUGCUUGAGUAUCCUCUACAUAAAUUCAGUAUUAAUACCUGUCUCAUAUAAGAAGUGGGUCCUAUUAUCAUGUAGUUAAUGUGCUUUGCUGGACUGAAAUUUUUCUUGUUACUGUGUUUCCUAUGUGCUGGUAGGAAAACUGAGGAUUCUUCAAAUUUUUUGUAUGUUGUUGUUGGAGUUGGUUGGUAUUUUAUUUUGUGUUUGGAAAUUCCACUUUGGCAUGUAAAAAGUCAGUCUGAUAUUAAGUAAUUUACAGCCUUGAUUUGUACUCUUAAUCUCAAUACAAUUCUAAAUAUUUGGGUUAUGUGAAAAUGACAUUUUAAAACUGAGUCCUUGCAGUCUUCCAUUAGUGGGACUGAAAGGAGUUUAGAAUGAAUGAAAUACACGUUUAAAUUUAUUUUACAUACUUUGUUCUCAUAAAAUAGAUAUGUCUUCUAGAAACUGUACUUUCUCCUUCAGAAUUUUGCUUUCCUACUAUAAUUCUCUGAUACCUUUCCCUAAGUGCUGUAAAUGCAAUACUCUAAUAAAGCCCUGAUAAUUCUGAUUGCUACCGCAGCAAGUUUGGAAGUGUUUAGGGGCAGUUCAAUUUCCUGGAAAGGAGUAACUCUUUGGUGUUAUUAAGCUCUGUGUUAGUGGCCAAGGCUGAAUGAUCCGCAGAACCACUGCUGUGGUAGUGGAACUGCCUGUUCUAAUGGCCCUGUUAAUGUCCUGAAUGAAACAACUCAAAUUGUAUUUCAGAAUAUUAUGUUGUGGUCUGGGAGCCAAAUGUUGCCUCUGCAAAACUGGCACAUAUGUGAAAGCUUACAGUAAAGCAGAUUAAUAUUUUUAUUUUGGUGUAAGUAAGACUGAAUUCAUUUUUUUGUGUGUGUUAAGUUUAAAAUUCUACAAAUGUUACUUCUCUUGCAGCAGCAGCUGGUUGCUUUAGUCUCACUUGUUAAAAGAGUCUGUAGGUUUAAAAAUGAGAAUUCUCUGGGGGGGGUUAUUUUACCACAGCUCAGUGCUGUACAAAAUGUAAAGCAACUUACUGCUCUUCCAAGCAAGAGGAUUCCAAGAGCAAGGAGAAAAAGCUGCUGAUAGAGUUCUUUCAUUUGCUUACUUGGUGCCAGAUGUUACUGAAAUAUUUUACCCAGACCAUUAUAGAUCUCCCCAAGGUAACUGAGUGCUGAAAUAUUCACUCUUGUAGCAGGUUCUUCACUUUGUUCACUGAGGUUGUUUCAUGCCAGAACUGUGGGACACGGGAUUCACCAAGUGGAACUGGGGGUGGGAUAGGAAAUAAAAUAGUGGCACCGCGGAUCUGGAGACGCAAAUUUUGUUGUUAUGGAGCAGUGCCACGUUUUUAUGAAGUUGGUGAGGAGCAGCAGCAUGGGGAUACCACAUCAUGUGUGUCACUGAAAGGGAAAAGUCGGUGUUAGAAGUGGAAAUAAAGCUUAGCUCUUCUUGUCAUCACAUGGUUGGUUAUUGUCCUUCAUAGGAACACACUGUUCGGGUUUUAAUAUGGCAGCUGCUCCAGGCCAUGGUGUUCCCAUUGUUUUCUACAGAGGUGUAUAAAAGGUAUUUGCUGUUAAACCUGAAGGCCAUUCAAGUAAACAGAGAGUCAGAAGGUGAUAUUCAAAAAUGGGAGCUGACUGUGAUAAUCACAGACUGUCCCUUGGCCCAGCCAUGCCCAGGGGGCUGCGACUGUCUCUUCUGCAGCUCGCAGGAAAUUCAGGCAAAAAGUAGGACAAUAUGGCAGAUUACUGCUGGUGUAAUAAAAGAGGGAUCCAUUUUUUAAAACUAACACAUUCCAAUUUAUAUUUUAUUGGUGAGCUUUUGGAAUUGCCUGUGGUUUUUUCUUGAGGACUGAAGAAGCUAGGAAAUGUGGCUCUACUUCACAUCCUGCUUGGCUUUUUUCAAAUCACAUAGCAAACAAAACAAAGGGAAAAGGAUAUUAGCAUGCUUACUGAGAAAUAAAGUCCAAGCCUUUUAUAUUCAAAGGAAACAGAGGCAAUUACAGAACAAAAAUUGGAGCUUUUUACACGUCUAACAUGCCUGGAGAACAGGGGAAUGAAAAUGUGAGUGCUCUGUUGCGUGUUCUUUGUAACUAAAGAACUUGAACUUCCAGGUCAGUCUAUUAUCACCUAAUUUACGUGUUCUAACCCAUUUUUGUGUAUUCUAGGCCAUGAUAGUAGCAAUACUAAAAGUAAGAUUACUUGGUUAUUUUUUUAUUGUUAUUGUUAUUUUGAGGUGUUGUUUUCAAUGGCUUAUUUCUUUGUCAUACUGAAAAUUGCCAUAGUGAAUAUGUUUGAGCAGGGUUAUUCCAGCAACUUUAAAUGACUCAGCACCUUGAAAAUUACUUUAAGAGAAAGUAAAUAUGUUAAUUUAAAGGAAAGGGGGAUGCUUCUUACUUAGGAGCAUAUCAACAGUUGAGUUCUGGAAUUUUGCAUUGGAGAGAGAGAAGGUCAGCAUUCACAUGGAGCAUAUGGCUGUUCCUUGAGAAACUUUGACAAAUCAUAAGCUCUUGGAAAACCUGGUUGAUGUAUGUUACUGGAUAAAUAUUUAUUAACUAAAUUAUCUGAAUAUUCCAUGUAACAUGAGUGUUUUCCUGUCUGUUGGUCCUUGCGUGUCCCCUGACUGCGCAGUCAUCCUCUGGACCAAGUGGGUAACAUGAUGCGUCCCACAGCAGUAGGGGAUGGAUAAAUUUAAUCCUAAAUAGUCUUUCUUUACCUGUGCUUCUCCCCCCAACCCCAGAACACUUAGGCAGCAGUCCUGCUCCUGGUGGGAUGAGGACUGAUGUUUGGGGAGAGGUGGGAAACAGAGUGGGGCAGGAAAGGAAGGAUUUUUAUUUAAUCAUCAUUUUGAAAAGAAAAUAAUAGUUUAUUUUAGGGCCUAAACUUAGUAGCAAAACAAAGCUGUUCAGGUUUUACCAAAUGUUAGAGUCAAAACAGGGAAGGUUCUGGAAAAGUUAGCGGUGGAUUGGAACUGGAUUUGACAGAGGGUUGCUGGACUAGGAUUUGGUGUGACUCAAUUUAUUCACUGGUCCAAGUCAGUGCUUGAUUUAUUAAUGGGGUUGUUAUUCCUGGAAUCAUAAAGGACAUAAAAAUGAAACAGUUGAUAAUGCAACAUCUUGGUCUUGAUGAAGUGUUUAAAUGCCAAAAAUGCAUAGAGGGGAUUUUCUUACCCAUUCAAUACUCAAAGUCCAUUUUAAAUGCAGUUAUUAUUUAAAUAAAACUCCUCUUCAUCCUUCAACUGUACUUCAAUAGAGUUAGGAAUUCAGUCUUUUACAGAACGAGUAUUUGGAAACUUUUAUGAUUUUAUAAUAAAAAUGUUGGAAAACACAACAUAUGUUUACGUAAACUGCUAACAUUGUAAAGUAUUCAAUAGCAAUAAAGGCAGUGAGACUGGUGGUUAUUCUGUGUCUUCUUUAUGAAACCACAAAGUAUAAACACAAAACAAGAUUAACUUCAGUCAUAGUUUAUUGGGUGCUGAUGCAAAUCACGAUUAAAAUAGGAUUUCCUGUUGCUUUGACUUAAUUUGUCUGGCAGGAUAUGGUUCUAUGAGUGUCUCCAAAAGUAUGGAUACUUGUGUGGAUAUUCCAAAGGCUUCAACAGCAAAGGGAUGAAAUUGUGUCUAGUAUAUAAGCAACCCUGUUGUUUAUCCAUGUGUGGAAUGCCAGGGAGAUGUGGAGGGUGGAGUUCUCUCUUUUUUUCUUUUUUCUUUUUUUUUCCUUAAUGGAAUUGUGUUUGAAAAAGUAAUUAAAUAUCAUUAAGUAAGACAGUUGUACCAGGAUCAGUUCCAGCUGUGAAACUGCUGAUACACGUCCUCUGGUAUGUGAGAGGUGUUCAUAGUCUUUGUAGUGCCACCCUCUCUAGGCACUGUGUUCUUGAUUUUUGUGUCCAAAAUGUUAUGACAGCACAUUGGGUAAAAGCCAAGGGGGAAAAAUUCCUUCUCUGUCAUGUUACAAGAAAUAUGUGUGAGGAUUCAUGAUGUGAGUGUGAGGAUUCACACACUGGAACCAUGAAAAGUCCUUUAGUUUGCAGUGUUAAGAAGACAGAAAGAAAGGAAUCUUUGCUUACUAUGUGAAUAUUGGUGAUGGAUGAGGGAGUGAUGGGAAAUAUUUUUACUCCCUCAUACCCUAAUCCCUCAGGAGCCUUGGAGCAAUUAAAGGAGGUUUCGUUUCCCCCAACUUUUGUUUUUCUCUUGCCAAAAUUGCUGCUUAGUCCCCAUAAUUCCUUACUUUAUGGAGCUAAUAAAGCAGGGUCAAGUUACAGUGUGAAUUGGGCAGGGGAAACUGAGAUGGUGCAGGAAGUUUCUUGAAUUUGAGAAUCUUUUAAUAGUCAGAAGAAUGAGGUUUUUCAUUUUGGAGGAGGUAGGAGAGCAACCGGAGGAUUUCCUCCUGUAAUGCCAAGAGCUACCUGGGGGCACGAUACCUGGGAUACUGAGGUGAUGUUAUUUUGUGACUGGAUUGAGUAGGAUUCCUCAUCUUUCUUGUCCCUGUUGUUAAGAAGUGCUGUGGUAAAUUGGUGAUGACAGGAAGCAGGAACAUAAACCAUGAUUAUGCACCACUUCCCAAGAAAUAUGUCGGUGUGCACACAAAGGGUGUGUGCAGAAUUAGGAGCUGGAGUUCCUCACAAGACCCAGAUGUCCUUAAUUUUACUUCUGUUGUUGUGCCUUGAGAAAUUUAUAUGAUCUAUGCAUCCUUAAGAUCCAUUUUAUCAGUUAACUGCAUGUGCAAUUUUAGCUUAUAAAGUGGCACAUUUCAUAAUACUUUUUUUAUUUUUGUAUUUGGUCCCUGCAAGUAGGAGAAUUUCCUGCUUUAAAUAUACCAAAAGCAGAGUUUACAAAAAGAGUGAAUUGCUGAAGGAACACAAAAGUCUUUUAAUGAGGUGGUUUGUUGUUUGUCACGCUGUGUGACGUUGUGUGGUGAUGCUUGGAAGGUGGUCUGUGAUAUAAAUAUUUUGUGUGGCUUGCUAAGUUAUGAAAUGGGGGGAUAUGAAAAGAGGAUGCUAUGAAAGAUUAAUGAGACAACAGAGCAGUAUGUAUGAUGUUGGAGAGAUCUUACUGAAUGAAAUCAGUGCUAUGUAGUGUGUAUAUUCAAAAUCCUACAUGCAAAGAAGGUUGAUGGUAGCUUAUAGUGUAACCUGUAUCUCUGCAGAAAUUCAAGUUUAGUUGUGGAUUUUAAUUUAUUUUUAGUUUUCGGUUUCCUAAAGUAUAAUAUGCAUUCAGUUUUUUAAUGUAAUCUCAUAUUCAUCAAGAUUAACAUACAAAUAACUCUAUUGCACCACCAAACAAUAAAGGGAAAAAAGUGACACGAAGUAAAUCUCAUUUUACUGCAGCCAAAAAAUUGGUUUUGUGGCUUUUUAGGGCUUGACUCCCAGGGCAAUUGACAGCAUAGCUGUUGUAUAAUAACUAUGUAGCUGUAUCUGUGUGAUGGAACUCCCUCAGGCUGGUAUUAUGUUCCUGAACAGGAACAUCAUCUUUCUUAAAAGUAUAAUAUUCUAAAUAAUGACUGUACUUUGUAAGUACAUAAGACAGAGGAAAUGGAAGCCACCUUGCUGCUGAAUGAGGAGAACAUUCUCACUGAGCACAGCUUUAAUAAACUUGUCUGCAUCAACUUCACAUUGAUUUGUUUGUCUUAAUUUCACUGAAUGACUCUUCGUGGGCAGGUUGAUGGAGAUCGAUAGCUACUGCAGCAAAGGUGGAAUGAAUCCCAGGUGGAAUGUUGUCAUCUGUACUCUACUUACUGCUUCAUUAUUAUUAUUAUUAUUUGAAUCUGUAAAAAUACAAAUGUAUCUGGAUCUUGACGUCUGCUAAUAUGUGUACGUGUGAAUGUACACACGAGUCUUUGCUUCUUCCUGGCUGAUGUGCAAAGUGAGAGAAUGAUGGAAGAGAGGGUUCUUUGAUGAUUGACUGGGCAAGUUCAUAUUUUGCUUUGUGGUAAAAACCUCAGUGGUGAUUCCCUUUCUAAGAGACAAAGCAAGUUGCCCUUCGUUUUGGUUUCAUAGUUUCUGCCCUCAACGUUGUACGUCAGGGGCAUCUCUGCUGGAACAAGAUCAUGUCUUCUUCAACCCAUUGAAGGAAAGGGAAUAUUUGUUCACACUUAUGAUGAUUUGACAUAAUUAACGUUUUAUUAACCAUGAUGGCAACACAGACAUUAAGUAUAGACAACUAUCAAGAUGGACAACAGAUGCAAGUGGUGACAGAGUUAAAAACUGAACAAGAUCCCAACUGCUCUGAAACUGAUGCAGAAGGGGUGAGUCCUGCCCCUGUAGAAUCUCAAACUCCAAUGGAUGCAGACAAGCAGGCCAUUUACAGGCACCCGCUAUUUCCCUUGUUAGCACUAUUAUUUGAAAAAUGUGAACAAUCUACACAAGGCUCAGAAGGCACAACUUCUGCUAGUUUUGAUGUAGAUAUUGAAAACUUUGUAAGGAAGCAGGAGAAAGAAGGAAAACCUUUUUUCUGUGAAGACCCAGAAACCGAUAAUUUGAUGGUAAAAGCAAUCCAAGUUCUUCGUAUCCAUCUGCUCGAGCUAGAAAAGGUUAAUGAACUCUGCAAGGAUUUCUGUAGUCGUUACAUUGCCUGCCUGAAGACAAAAAUGAACAGUGAAACUCUAUUAAGUGGAGAGCCUGGAAGUCCUUAUUCACCUGUGCAAUCUCAGCAAAUUCCAAGUGCCAUUGCAGGCACACUCAGUCCCCAAGGGAUUAUGGUGCCAGCAUCAGCAUUGCAGCAGGGAAAUGUAACUAUGGCAACAGUAGCAGGGGGGACAGUGUAUCAGCCCGUCACUGUGGUCACUCCACAAGGCCAAGUGGUGACACAGGCACUGUCACCUGGGACUAUCCGGAUCCAGAACUCUCAGCUUCAGUUGCAAUUAAACCAAGAUCUAGGCAUCUUGCAUCAAGAUGAUGGCUCAUCAAAAAAUAAAAGAGGAGUUCUUCCCAAGCACGCUACAAAUGUGAUGAGAUCUUGGCUUUUUCAGCACAUAGGGCAUCCAUAUCCAACAGAGGAUGAGAAGAAGCAGAUUGCAGCACAAACAAAUCUGACACUACUCCAGGUUAACAACUGGUUUAUCAAUGCUAGAAGGCGAAUUCUUCAGCCAAUGCUGGAUUCCAGUUGCUCCGAAACUCCCAAAACGAAGAAGAAAACAGCUCAGAACAGGCCAGUGCAGAGGUUCUGGCCUGACUCCAUUGCCUCAGGAGUUGCUCAGCAGCAAUCCAACGAGCUCACGAUGUCCGACGGUGCUGUUGUCACCAUUACAGCUCCAGUCAACAUGAAUGUAGACAGUCUCCAGUCUUUGUCAUCUGAUGGUGCUACUUUGGCUGUCCAGCAAGUCAUGAUGGCAGGGCAGAGCGAGGAUGAGUCUGUGGACAGCGGGGAAGAUGAUGGAGGAGACCUUUCAACAACAAACAUCAGCGGGCUGGUCUUGGAUAACAGCGAUUCUCUGCAGUAGGAAGCAAGAGAGUGUGACAAAACACUUAGGAAAAAAAAAAGAAUGGACUGACUGACUGACUUUUUAUAGUUUGCACAGCAAACAUUUUACACAAGUUUUAUUUCUAAUAUGUUUUAUAUGUAGAUAUAGAAGGGUGCACUUUUUUGUAUUUCAUAGUAAGCUUAAAGAGUGUUUUUGCAGGUGCAGCAACUUCUUUCAAAUGUGGGUUUUUUUCGUUUCUUUUUCCUUUUUCUUAUUUCAGAAAAUUAUAUCUAGUAAUAUAAUAAGAACCACGUAAGCACCCCUUUGUCCUAUGAAUUGGAAGUGCUGCAGUUUCUAAUGAAUUAUGCAGUUUCAAUUAGUGCUGUUAUUUAACACAGCUUUGGAUGGGCAGGUGAUGUAAAUUUAAAGCAUGUGACACUAGUGUGUGAAUCUUAAUUAUUAAGUUAGAUGCGUAUAUUUGAAAGAUGCUUCUGCACCUUAAAAACUGCUAGUCUGAGGUGGACAGCAACACACAUAAAAAGGAACUGUUGAUGUGUGAUUCAGUAGCGAAUGUAUGGCAAUUUAAAUAAGUUUAGUUUCUCUCAUAGUCCGUGAGCCUGUUUAUCAUUUGCUAUGAAAACUCCUAUUUUUACCUUGCUGGGGUUAUUGGAUAAAAAAAAAAUAUUUUUAUAAAUUCAUUAGAAAUUGGGAUGACCACUGUAUUAAGCAGGAGGAGAAAAAAAAAUUUCCAGAGGGGAAAAAAUAAAUGUUUAGUAUUCCUAUUUGGAAGGUCUGAAAACUGACCUGAUUUAAUAAACAAGCCUACAGUAGCAUUCUAUGAUUCUCAGCUAUCCCACAGUGAUAUACUAUAUUUGAUAGCAGCAUAAGAAGGGCCCACUCUUUGAUGGGAUUUUGAUAUUGUCAAACAUUGAUUUAUAUUAUGUGUAAACUAAUAUUCAAAUUACAUAACUCUGUAUCUAGACUUGUAUCUGAAAAUAUUUGCUAAAUGACUAUUCAGGUAAGUAAAUUCAAAUACCCACAACUUUUCCAGUUACUAGAUGAAUUUAACAGUUUAUAGUUUGUACAACUGAAUCUGAAAAAAUGAAAAGUUGCCUACUAUACAGUCAUGAAUUCUGCUAUUUUAUUGCAUUUGAAAUAUUUUCCCCUAAUACGAAAAGAAAUAUAACUUAUGGAUUUAUAUAAAAAUUUCUUCAAAUCUGAAGUUUACUACCAGAAUAUACAGCAGGCUUUAUUAGAGUAGAAAAUCCUUGUGUGUCAUUUAAAAACGAAGAGCUGUUGUGAAAACAGCUGUUUUUUUGGUUUUGGGGUUUUUUUUUGUGGUAACAGUUCAUUUGUUUUCCCAAAGUUUGAAGUCUGUGUCUGUCUAUCCACGAACUUUUGGAACUUCUGUAUUUCCCUUUGUCAAGUACAAAUAACAGACUCUGGGAGCUUCAUGGUAUGAUCAACAUCCUCUUUUUAAUCCCUGCCUGUUUGUCACAGUGAUGGGUUAGAUCAGAACUUCCUUCUGGUUUAGACCAAAUCUGGUUGUGUUUCUGAUGCGACAGGGGGAAAAAAAGAUGUGUAGCUUUUAGACAUUGUAUUUGAACAAAGCCCUUGGACAGAUGCAAAUAUUUAUGGAACACUUAAUUUGUGCUUCACAGGACGCUCAGGCACGUGCUUGGGUCCUGUUGAUCUCAGUAGGAUUCACACAUGUGCUCUUGGACAUGCUUAAAUGGUUGGAAGGUGGUCAUUGCAGAUUCCAAAGCAGGUGUGAGUUGGUGUGAAGAAAAACUUGUGGAAGAAAUGUCAGUAGCACUGCCAUAUGCACAUGGAAAAUAAUACAAGUUUUCAGUGACUAGUAUCUAUUUUAAAAAUAGUUGGUGUUGGUUUUACUCCACACGAGUGAUGUUUCUGCUGUGGCACUCACCUAUUCCUGGCUGAGGAUCUUCCUUAGUUCAAAUGCUGUAAUCAUCUGCUCCACUGGAGUGGUAAUUCCUAAAGAACAUGUUUUCUUCUUCUCUGCUUUGCCACUGAUGUGCCAUGUUUGUUAAACAGCACAGUAAAUGAAUAAUGAAAGGUUUAAUUAGGAAGGUGUUGACAUAGCAUAACUGUCUCAAAGGCUGUUGUCAAAUGCAGUUUGACCCCAAAAUAUUUUAAAGGACAGAAACCAUGUAUGAAUCCUGCUCCUUUGGAAACAUUCAACCUACUACCCCUACAAAAGAUAACUGAGAUUACUGGAACAGAGAGACAGAUUCUGUGUUUUUAAUUGUUUGUGAUUUGACUCCAAAAGUGCUUCAUCACCCCCACAGUUUCCGUUAUACAACAGGUCAUGUUUGUUGGUUAGUUUGGGGUUUUUAUUCAGCCACCCUUGUUCAUGUUUAAUAGACCUUUAAUCCUUGUACUUGUAGCACGUAGGCAGAGGAAGGAAUAAUCUGCUUUUUAGUGAGUACAGGCCUGUGGACAAACACCUGCUUUUCCAAAUCAGGCUGUGCUGGAGCACCAGGCUGUUUUUCACCAUCUCCUUGCCUUCCCUGACCAGCUGUUGGUGCCUCAGGCUUUCCCCAUCCUGCUUCCAGGUGGGCUUGGAGCAGCUCAUCCAGCUGAUCCCAGGGGUAGCAAACAGCCAGCAGUGAAGGGAAGGGUAAACCAAAGUGGGCAAAACUUCCAUGCUUUGGAGAUAACGUGGCAAUGGGCAUUUGCCCACACCUCAAAACUAUGAGGACUGAGAUCCUAAAAAGAGAGAAGGCAUUAAAGCAAUUUAAUAUCUAUACAGCCAACUGGAAGAGGCUUCAGGAAUAUAUUGUUAUGUGCCACUUGGAACUCAAUUGGAAACAACCAAGCCUCAGGGUUUGCAAACUUCUGAAAGUGUAUUUUUCAGAAAGAAGCCAUUAUCUAGUUAGAUUUUUUUUUUAAUCCUUUUUUUAUUCCCUCCACCCUCCAUGCAGCAGAAGUUUUAUUCUUCUGAAAAAUUUGCAACCUUGUCUUCAGCUACUUUAUCAGUACCCAGAGACUGAACUGUACAGAGUUUACUGUGAAAGGGGAAUAUGGAAUAGUUUCACUGUAAGAUUAGAAACAUGAAAACAUAGGGAUGUGAAUUCCUAAAACUGGAAAGGCUUUACCAGUAUAAUCAAAGGUAUUGCUUAACAUAUGAAACUCAAACCUUUUCUUUUAAUUCAGUGAGAAUUCUGUAGCAGGUGUGAACUGCACAGGAGUGCUUGCUCUUCUCUUGGUUUUAAAAAAGAAAAAGUAGUGUCCUUCAUUUUUCCUGUGUAAGAAAACUUUGCUUUCAGCAAAGUUUCACCAUUCAGGAAAGGUACAUGUUUACAUUAGUUAAAAAGUCUUUAUAGGGGACAUAAAUUUAAACCCAUAUGUAAUUGCCCCCCUGUCCCCAGGUAAAGUCAUAUUCAUAUGCAAGAGAACUAAUUUUUUUUUAAAACCAAUGUGAUUCUUCUGCAGUUAUGAUUAUUGAAACUUAGGAUUUUUAUUUUUCUAACCCAAAACAGAGUUCUCAGUCCAAUUUUUUCAAGAUUCCUGUGACAGGCAAGGCAAUUUCCUGUUGCUUUUUAACUUUGGAAGCAUUGCAGUUUAGUAAACCAAUUCCAAAACGAUCAGGAUAUAUUUCUAAAUGACUGUUACCAAGAAAUAAUCGUGUUAGAAAAUAUUUAGAAUCACCUCUGGCUCUGCAGUGGGUUUUUUCUAUGUCUGGAUAUUGUGUCAAAGUGGAGUCCUGCUGACCUCAGGGAAACUCCAUAAGGCUCCAUAUCAGGCUGCAUUUAUCUGCCAGAGAAUUGGUUCCUUGUUCUGGUACCUGAUCUCUGUUAGGAACUUUUUGGAGAGCCCUCCAGCUUUAUUUUGCCUGCAUACCUGGGUGUUCUUCCAGUGGAAACCAGGGUAUGGAUGAAGGGCUUGGAAGGGCAGGAACUCAUGUUGGCCUGGUGUGUACCACGUCAUUGUUUUGGUAUUCAAAAUACAGCCAAGAAGCCAGAGCCACAAUGAGGAACUGAAGUUCCCAGUUCCUGUGCUUCCAGAGUAGCUUCAGGUUUAUGGAUAUUCUAGUGGAAUGAAGCCACAAAGACUUAAUGCAUGAAUAACAUGUGGAUUUGGUUGUGGAAGAAUUAGAGGUUCAUCUUCCUGACUUUAUGAACUUGACAGCCCACAGGAUGAAACGAAGCCUUUCCAAGGGCUGAUAUUUGCACUUGAACAAACAAAAAUCCAGAACACCCUGGUAUUUUGAAAAAUUGGAACACAUGCAUUUAAUUGUAAUUAAAGAUGAUUUAACAUUUAUUUUCUGAAGCUGAGUCGUCUUGGGAGGAAAAACAAUUAAUAAGUAUUGGUCUAUGCAAGACACAAAUGUCAAAACUGUGUAAAUUACCCAUUUUUAGGUGCUGUAUUAUUGUUGUCUUUCUGACUUCUGUUACUUUUAUUAGUCUUUUCAACCUUUCAGCCUUACAUUCAGCUUAGAGUUGAAUAGGCAAAGUGUAGUUUUGAAAUCCUGUUGGAAAUGUAACUACCCUUCAUUCCCUCAUGGAAAUCUCGCAUGUUAAACAGUUAAGUGAAAUGUUUUUGGUUUCCUAAUAAUAAAUUCAGACUCUCACCACCUCCUGAAAACAGCAUAUCCAUGAACAUGCACGUUUAACUGUGGUGUGCAAACGAUCAAAUCAUCAGCCUUGUGCUGGGGGCACUCUGUUCUUCACUCUUCAGUGCAGCUGAAGAGUAAAGCAGGUUCAUUUUGCCAAGCUCAGUGUGGAUUCCUUUCCCCCUACCCCCUGCCUUGGGCAUGCUAAACACCUUCAAAUAGGUUUUGGGUUGUUUAAUUUUUCAAGGCCUAAAGUAACCUGAUCAUCCAGUGUGUAAAGCACGGUGAGAUUGUCACUAAGGUGCUUUUAAGGGAUUGCCCCAAUCAGGUUAUCUGUUCGUUCUUGUCACCUGGAAAUAUCAAAUCUGCUCCUUUUCUGUGACUUCAGUUCUUUAGGACCUGCUGAGUGAUCACAGCUGGUUUUGCCAGAGAAAAGCAAGGUGUGAGAAGGCAGUGAAAUGCCUUUCCAACCUUGUGGGCUCCUGUAAAGAGACACAGUUCAAGUUAAUAGAAUCCAGUGUUUUCAGGUCGUGACAGAAGUGGCCCAUAAAUCUCUCUGUGGGUUGGCAGCACUGGGUCUGCACAAUCGACAAUCUUUAAAAUGUGAACCCUGUAACUUUUCUGUCCUUGGUUGUUAAGGGAUUUUUGAAGCAGCUGAUCUAUCAAGGGAUAAAAUUAAAAAUGAGAAUAUGCCUCUUGUAUAAUUUAUUUUUACACUGCUGUUCUCUGUGAACAGAAAAAGCACAUUUUUAAAGCAAAGCAUUUACAUGACUUUAACAGUGUUGUUUGGCUGAAAGACAAAUAUGUUUUCAAGAAACCUUGAGCGUAGUUUUAAACUGUUUAACCAGUUCCUGGCCAGGGAAAGUCAUUGGCCUUUGUAUUUGUUUGGGGUUUCUUGUUUAUGCAAAUGAAGAAAAAUGUUUACUAGUUCUUACCAGUAUGGGGAUUUUUAUUAUGCUUUUGUAAUGCAGGAGCAGCUUCGAUGAAAGACAGAAUUAGCAGGUAAACAGUCCAUAAUGUGUGUGACUUUGGGUGGGGUUUUUUUCCUUUGUUGUUGUUUCAAAAUUAUCAAUUAAAAUGGCAUGGACAUCAAACUUCCA